This is a messenger RNA of Heterobasidion irregulare TC 32-1, 665 nucleotides long. Its product is annotated as thioredoxin. The record is from RefSeq and is a predicted model, not a curated record. The coding region runs from base 69 to 566 and encodes 165 amino acids. The transcript is spliced from 5 exons. NCBI's taxonomy places the organism in Eukaryota, Fungi, Basidiomycota, Agaricomycetes, Russulales, Bondarzewiaceae.
GGUCACCACAUUUCGACACUCUCAGUCUGCUUCACUUUUGAUAGCUUGCGAUACCAUAUUGAAUCUCAAUGUCCCUCACCCACGUCACCACGCUCUCACAGCUGAACGGAAUCCUGUCAAAGUCUAAUGAUAAGCUGUCGGUCAUAGAUUUUCACGCUUCAUGGUGCAGCCCGUGUCAUGCGAUCGCGCCGACUUUUGAAGCACUCUCUAAGAAGUACACGAAUGUGAAUUUCUUGAAGUGUGACGUCGAUGCUGCGAGGGACGUUGCAAGUCAGUACAGCGUAAGUGCCAUGCCAACUUUUGUAUUCUUGAAGGGGACCACAAAGGUUGAUCAAGUCCGAGGUGCCGACAAGAACGGCAUCGAGCGAGCUCUCGAGAAACACUCCUCCGGUGGAUCGCCGGCAGCAUUUUCUGGCAAGGGUCAUACACUUGCAGGCUCCUCAUCUGCUCCCAAGCGAGAUAUCGCAGCUGCCGCUGCUAUUCCUUCGUUUACUAAUCUGGAUCCGCAGGUGAAAACACUACUGUUUCUAGUCGGGGCAUAUGUAUUGUUCUGGUAUUUGAGCUAAACGCCGAUUAUGGUGUCUAUGUUUAUCGUUUCGUUGUGUUGUAUAUUAUGACCCUUUGGGUUCCUGCACCUGUCCGAACAAUCUAUCGUCGUCUAUAUU